Messenger RNA from Lottia gigantea (owl limpet), 2736 nucleotides. RefSeq lists its product as hypothetical. Gene Ontology annotation, molecular function: protein binding. Gene Ontology annotation, biological process: amino acid activation for nonribosomal peptide biosynthetic process. The transcript has 14 exons. The record is from RefSeq and is a predicted model, not a curated record. The annotation marks the transcript as partial. NCBI's taxonomy places the organism in Eukaryota, Metazoa, Mollusca, Gastropoda, Lottiidae.
GCGUACUGUAUAACUACAUCUGGAACAACCAGUGCCCCUAAAAUUGUUUCUGUUCCUCAUAGGUGUAUUGUUUCUAAUCUACUAGCUCUUAGAGAGAUAUUUUCAGUGUCACCAGAAGAUUGUUUGUUUCUGGCCUCCCCAUUAACAUUUGAUCCGUCUAUAAUAGAGUUGUUUAUUAGUAUAAUUAGUGGAGCUAGUAUAUUAAUAGUACCUGACUAUAUCAAACAGAUACCUGAUAGGUUAUUAGAUAUAUUAUACCAUAGAAACUCUAUCACUAUUCUACAGGCAACCCCAUCACUGUUAUAUCAGUUUAAAUCUAGUGAACUAAAAAGAACUCUACUAGGAAACAAUACCAGUUUACGUAUAUUAGCUCUAGGAGGUGAAGAGUUUCCACCAAUAUCAGUUGUUAACCAAUGGAAAGAUCCAGGUUGUCCUGUAGAGUUUUAUAAUCUCUAUGGUAUAACUGAAGUUUCCUGUUGGUCUAAUUGUUACCAUGUAACUGCUGAAGAUUAUAAAUUAAAACUGAAAAAUGUACCUAUUGGUGAACCAUUAAAUGGAAUAGAGGUGAAAGUCACUAAUAAAGAUGGAGAAAAGAUAAGACAGGGAGAAGGAUUAUUAUGGAUUGGUAUUAAAGAAAGAGUAUGUGAUAUAAAUAAUGAAAGAAGAGAUAUAAAUAAUAAAGGAGAUAUAAGUAAUAAAGAUAUAAUAUGGAGAUGUACAGGAGAUAUUGUUAGGAUAUUAAACAACAGUCAUAUUAUAUAUCUCUAUAGAACUGAUACUCAGAUAAAAAGACAGGGUAAAAGACUAGACCUUUCUACAAUACAGUCAUGUGUAAUGGAAGUUGAUGAUAUUAAACAGUGUUAUGUUAUUUAUGAUGAGAAUAAACUAUGGGUAUUUAUUGUGUCAGAGAUGGUAAACGAGCUGGAGACUAUAGUUCUGUCUUAUAUACAGAAUAAAUUACCACUUUAUUACCAUCCUGAUUGUGUUAGAGAUAUUCAGUCUUUACCACUUACAUCUCACGGUAAAAUCAAUAGAAAGAAAUUACUAAAAAUAAUGCAUGAAGAGAGUAGGAACAUCAAAAUACCAACAACAUUAUGUGAGUUGACAAAAUGGCUAAAGAAUUUGUGGCAGAAACAUAUAAGUUUGGUUGAUCAAUGUAAAGAAGAUAUAACUAUAGAAGAUUCUAGUUAUUUUAUAAUGUUAGGUGGUAACUCAUUACAAGCUGUUUAUCUUACUGACUAUAUACAGUCUGCAUUACACAGUAGACAUCCAGUUAUAUUGGACUGCUUAUUGAACAAAAAUUUCUCUCAAAAUAUACACUGCUUGUACGACAUUAUCAAUAUUUACAUUGGAUUAGAUGAGAUAUCUACACAGAAACAUAAUGGUUCUGUUAUUGAAAACAGUAAUCCUAAGAAGCAGAAACUAGAAAAAGAUGGUUUGGGAUUCAGGAAUGGUAAAGACGAUUCUGGUAAUCAUCGAUCUAAUUUUGAAUACUUCAUCUGUCGAGGAAACAGAACAUAUCAGUGUGCUACAAGUUCUUUACAGCAUGGAAAGAUGAAGUCUUGUUGCAAUCAACACAAUAAACAUGUUUCCAAUUUAUACAAAUGUUCAGAUUGUGAUACAGACUCAAGUGAGUUCUACAAAGAAAACUCGGGUCUUCGAGAAUCUCAGAUUAUCAAGAAUAAUGGUGAUAUGAAACCUAAAAUAGAAUUACAAUCAUUGUGGAAAUAUGAUACAGGCAAAUGUGUGGAUUCUUCUCCUUGUGUUUCUGCAAGAAGUGAUGGUAGUAGUGUAGUUUUUAUUGGUUCACAUUCCCAUAAGUUUACAGCUCUAGAUGUUAACAAUGGUGAUAUAAUAUGGGAAAUAUAUCUUGGUGAUAGAAUAGAAUCGUCACCCUGUCUAUCUAACUGUGGUACAUUUGUUAUUGUUGGUUGUUACGAUGGUAUGUUAUAUAUUAUUAAUGUUAAUAAUGGUGAUAUAAAAUGGAGGUUUCAAACAGGAAGUCAUAUCAAAUCAUCACCAGUUUUAGAUCCUCUAACAUCAUUCAUUGUAUUUGGGUCACAUGAUCAAUGUCUGUAUGCUGUUGAUAUAGAUAAAGAGGAAUGUAAAUGGAAGUGUGCUGUAAACAAUGGAAGUCUAUUCUCUACACCUCUGAUAUAUAAUAAUACAGUUUAUAUUGGUACAUUAGGUGGUCAGUUAUUAGCUAUUAACACGGAUGAUGGUAGUAUAAAAUGGAGGUUAGACGUCAACAAGCCAAUAUUCAGUUCACCAUGUUAUUUAUAUAACAGUAUUAUUGUGGCCUCUGUUAAUGGGUACAUCUAUUCUGUUUCUUUAACAGGAAAUGUGAUGUGGACAUUCCAAACCAACGCACCGAUAUUCUGUUCACCUGUUAUAUCAGAGUGCAGACAAAAUAAAUGUGUCAUUAUUGGUUCCCAUGACAAUCAUCUUUAUUGCCUUAACCAAAGUGGGCAGCUCAACUGGAAAUUCAAAUCGUCCAGUCAUAUUUAUUCUACACCUUUUGUGUAUUCAACAUCAACUAGACUUGAACAUUCCAGCCAAAAUGCCUCAACAAAUGGUGAUCUCAAUAUCAUAUCUGUCUCUACUGGUGAAGUACUGUACAGUAUUCAGUUACCAGGAGAAUUAUUCAGUUCUCCUGUCAUUUAUCAAAAUAAGCUAUUAAUAGGUUGUCGAGAUAAUCAUCUUUAUUGCUUUCAAAUUGAGCAUGAGUUAAAAUAA